CACUUUCGCUAAGUCGAUUCCCAUUCAAUCGCGCUGCUUGUUUUGUAACAACUGUGUGUCGUAUUAUACCUGUUUGUCCGGGAACUUGCUGUUUAAGUUUAUGCUUGUUUUAUUUGAUCGGGAAGAGAAUCCAGAUUGUUAAGCACUUUCAAUCGGAUGUUUACAAGAUAUUGAGAAAGUUCCAAGGCUCUGUUUUUGACGUAGCAAGUAAUUUACCUGCCGUUUUAACUACAUAAGUUUUUGGCUCGAUUCUCAACAAAAUGGCUGGAUACGCCACUAAAUUGUCUGUUGUUGCCCUGUGUAUUUUCUUUGGCGCUAUUCACCAGUGCUUAGGCAAGCGAGUGAAGUACGACUAUGAGUAUGACUACGAGCCCAACUGGCCUUCACUCGACUCCAGACCCUUGCCUCCCUGGUACGACGAGGCCAAGAUAGGCAUCUUCAUGCACUGGGGGGUCUUCUCCGUGCCCAGCUUCGGCUCAGAGUGGUUCUGGUGGUACUGGCAGGGUCAACCGCAAGCGCCGUAUGUGGAGUUCAUGAAGGAGAACUACAGGCCGGGGUUCACCUACGCUGACUUCGCGUCUAUGUUUACGGCCGAGUUCUUCGACCCAAAUGCAUUCGCUGAAAUUAUUGAAGCAUCCGGCGCAAAGUACUUUGUUUUGACCAGCAAACAUCAUGAGGGUUUCACCAACUGGCCCUCCAAGUAUUCCUGGAACUGGAACGCCAUGGAUGUCGGUCCCAAGAGAGAUCUAGUUGGUGAGCUGGCAACAGCGAUCCGGACCACCGCCAAGGAUGUUCAUUUUGGCCUGUACCACUCCCUGUUUGAAUGGUUCAAUCCACUGUUCUUACAAGACCAGAAGGCUGGAUUCAAAACACAGGCUUAUGUCCAGGAUAUCUGCCUGCCUGAGUUGUAUGAGAUUGUGAUGAGCUACAAGCCUGACUUGCUGUGGUCCGAUGGAGAUUGGAGCGCCACCCCGGAUUACUGGAAUAGUACAGAAUUCUUGGCCUGGCUCUACAACAGUAGUCCAGUGAAAGACACCAUCGUAACAAACGACAGAUGGGGCAGCGGGACUUUGUGCCAACACGGCGGAUACUACACCUGUUCUGAUAGGUACAAUCCAGGCACCCUGCAGAAACACAAGUGGGAGAACGCCAUGACCAUCGACAAGAAGUCAUGGGGCUACCGUCGUGAAGCUACCCUCGCCGAUUAUCUUAGCAUAGAUGAACUGGUUGCAAUUCUUGCUCAAACCAUAAGCUGCGGCGGCAACCUGCUGAUGAACAUUGGCCCCACUCAUGACGGUCGCAUUGUGCCAGUAUUUGAAGAGCGACUGCGUCAGAUGGGUGCCUGGCUGAAGGUCAACGGUGAUGCCAUCUAUGCAUCCAAGCCCUGGAGAGUGCAAAACGACACAAAGACCAAAGAUGUCUGGUACACUUCCAAAAUGGAGGGGUCCUUGCUGUCUGUGUUUGCCAUUGUUCUGGAUUGGCCAGUCACCAACCAGCUGCUGCUCGGUGCACCCAUAGCAACCAACCAGACCCAAAUAAACAUGCUCGGCUACUCCAUACCCCUUCAGUGGAAACAAGCACCAUCCGGCGGGGGGAUCGUGGUUACCAUGCCAGCACUGAACCCAGCCCAGUUGCCAUGUCAGUGGGCAUGGGUCAUCAAAAUGCAAACAGUGCAGUAAUAAGGCCAAAAAGUCUCUGUUUUCUGGUCAGGAGCCGACUCCGAAAGUGGCGCGGCGACAAAGCUUUUUUCCACACUCACUUUUUUUUCCGUAAAUGAUGUACGUAUAUAACACGUGAUGUCCAUCAUGACCGCCUGCGCACAUAACACCGGCCACUAUCAACACUAAAAUAGACUGGCCUCCAUACUUUUACUGUUUAAAAGCAUUUUCAGCUUGUACAUGUACACAGGACAUAAAACCACCUCAUUUGUCUGGUUCCCAGACGUAAUAGUGUAAUGGAGAAAUGAUGUCAUGAGAAAAAGGCUGCCCAACUACAUGUAAAUGUAUUGGGACCUAGAGGGAUUCCUUUACUGUACAUAUUACUCAACCGUACCUAUCGUAAACACAUAAAUAUUACACAGUAGCUGAACUUCAGUCGAUCAAGCAAGUUUGGCAACUUUUUGACAUCGUUUUAUGCCAAAUAAAAAGCCUUUUUAUUUCAGUGCCAACACAUAGGUCUACGGUGACACACGUGCUGACCAGAAAACUGGAGACUUUUUUUGAGGGGGCCUAAUGCACAGUUUACACAUGGUUACAGAGCAUCAUGAAACCUCCCUCCCAAGAAGCACUGUGCAGGUCUUUUGCUGUUUUUUUUUACAAAAACUGGCCCCUGAUGCUUUUUCUUAGCAUUUACAAUAGAGUAUUAUUUCCACCAUGGGGGGGGGGGCUGUCCGAAGUGAUUAUGUACCCGUUUGUAGCUUACUUUAAGGUAAAAUAUAGCUAAUGGGCAAAAGAGUAAUUUUGUAUGGUACUUAAAGAAUCUAGUUACCUCAGCAGUUACGACAGGGAUAACAGUUGAAGUUUUUAUUGGCUAAUUCUACAAUUAGGAGUACAUUGGAGCAACAGCCAUUUGUCACCCAGCGGUCAUUUUUCCCUGGUAGCCUGUGUACAAAAUGGGCAUCAGGCAAUAUCAUACAGUGGUUGAAAAUGACCAUGGCCCCAACAUGCCCCAAAAGUAGACUUCCUUGUGGAUCAUGCCACAGUUAGAAACUGUAAAUUGAAUAUAAUUAUGCUUGUAGUUAAAACUCUAUGGUUACGGUUGUAGUUGCAGUCAAUGAUGGUAGCAGAAGUGUUCUCAAAACACUUUGAUUGAUGUUUGUUAGUUUGUCAGUUUUUUACCAUAAAUGUUUGACAUUUAGUAAGUCCAUUCAAUUCUUUUAUGGAGAUUGGUUUUUAUAAUUCUGUUUAUCUUGAUAAAGUUUAUAUUUUUAUGUUUCAAUACAAACAACUGUGAAAUACAUGUAGUUGAGUCUAAUGCAUUGGAACAGUCUGUAGAAGUACAGGCACUGGCUUUUGUCGUUCGCUUUUGGAUCCUGCGAGAGCCAAAACUGUAAAUUUAAUAUAGUUAUGCUUAAAGUCACAACUACAGUCAACUGUGCAACAAAGUUGCAUGGACCAGACAAAGAACUGUUAUUGCAACCAGGUAUUUUAGUGUUAAAGGAGUGGAAAAGCAAAGAAAAACAAGGGAAUUCAAGAAACCGUUUUUCACAAAAGUUGCUUUUUAUAAGAAUAUUUUGUUGUAACAGUGUUUUUAUAUCAACUCUAAAGUUACACUUAACCCUAACAGUCCCAAAUCCUCUGAUUUCAGUAUAUUUCAAUAAGUUAGGACGAAUGAUAAUGAUAUUAUAGUUAGUAAUGGUGACUUUGUGAUUUAUUUUUUUUAGUUUACCUAGUCAGUUGCUAUGGAGGUCUAAAAUAAGUCUUGUAAGUAUGGUUGUCAAUAUGGUUGGAGUUCGUACAGUGACAGGCUUUUUAGAAAUUUGUGGAAAUUAAGUUGACAUGUGGAUAAAAGCAUUAAAAAAUUGAGGAAGGCGGGUUUUUUUAGAUGGA
Molecule: messenger RNA, 3548 nt
Organism: Acanthaster planci (crown-of-thorns starfish)
Lineage: Eukaryota; Metazoa; Echinodermata; Asteroidea; Valvatida; Acanthasteridae
Product: alpha-L-fucosidase-like
Biological process (GO): glycoside catabolic process; fucose metabolic process
Cellular component (GO): lysosome
Molecular function (GO): alpha-L-fucosidase activity
Source: RefSeq, a predicted model, not a curated record